AUAGGUUGGGGGUGGUGGGUCGUAUUCAAGGGACGCCCAGGAAUAGAUCCAGCUGCGGGAAGAGCGAACACACCUGAGGCCCGCCCAGGGCUGCGCCCGUGCCCUGGUGCAGCCUGGUCGCCCAAGGGCACACCUGAAGCCAGGGGCAGCAGGCGGGACCGCGGCCACAAGCAUCGCCCACGCUCCUUGCCCCAAGCACUUCUGCGAGUCUGGGCCCUGAGCCUCGCUCUUCACACUCGGCCGCACGGGGGCCAUUUGGCGUGCCCACAGGUGGACACUCCACCCAGCCACACCUCGGCUCCCCAGGGCGCCGAGUCCCGUCCAUGACCGGCCACCCCUGCGCGCGCCACGCCUCGCUCGGCCCAGCCGCCCCCUGGGCGCGUCCCACCCCCAGGGCCUUCGGGGCCACCCUUGCCCACGCGCUCGUGCAUGCCGCUUUUCUCGCGCCCAGCCUCCCGCGUCUUGCGCCCGCCCUGACAUUCGCUCCGGACCGCCCGGCUAGCAGCCUGCCCGGCCCCUGCACCCCUGCACCCCUGCCCCGCCGCCUUCAGGCGCGCUCCCGCCCUCCCUGCGCCUCGCUCGCCGACUCGCUCGCUCGCUCGCUCGCUCCCUCCCGAUUUGGGAAGGCGGCCGCGGGGCGGGCGGGGGCGGCGGGGCGGGGGAGGGUGACAUGUGAGCGGCGCCCGGCGGCAGGUGGAAAGGCGAGCGGCAUGGAGCGCGUAAUAAGAGAGUUGGAGUCGGAAAGAGCCGCCCCAGUCGCCGGGGAAGCGGGCGGUCAGUGCGGGCUCCGGCGGCCCCCAGGCUCUGAGCACCCGCCCCCGACCCCGGCGUGGCCCCAGCCAGGCCCCUAGCCCCUCGCCGCCCGCGCCCAUCCCGGGUCGCUCCGCCGGCCCCGGGUCCGAGCCAUGAGCCGCUGAGCGCCCCGAGCGCGCCCCCGCCCCGGACUUUGCCCGGGCCACGGCCGCCCCCCCGCCCGGCGCCGCCCAUGGCCGAGGCCCCCCCGCGUCGCCUCGGCCUGGGCCCCCCGCCCGGGGACGCCCCCCGCGCCGAGCUGGUGGCGCUCACGGCGGUGCAGAGCGAGCAGGGCGAGGCGGGCAGGGGCGGCUCCCCGCGCCGCCUGGGCCUUCUGGGCAGCCCCCUGCCGCCGGGCGCGCCCCUCCCUGGGCCGGGCUCGGGCUCGGGCUCCGCCUGCGGCCAGCGCUCCUCGGCUGCACACAAGCGCUACCGACGCCUGCAGAACUGGGUCUACAACGUGCUGGAGCGACCCCGCGGCUGGGCCUUCGUCUACCACGUCUUCAUAUUUUUGCUGGUCUUCAGCUGCCUGGUGCUGUCCGUGCUGUCCACUAUUCAGGAACACCAGGAACUUGCCAACGAGUGUCUCCUCAUCUUGGAAUUCGUGAUGAUCGUGGUCUUUGGCUUGGAGUAUAUCGUGCGCGUGUGGUCAGCAGGAUGCUGUUGCCGCUACCGAGGAUGGCAGGGCCGCUUGCGCUUUGCCAGGAAACCCUUCUGCGUCAUAGACUUCAUCGUGUUCGUGGCCUCGGUGGCCGUCAUCGCCGCAGGCACCCAGGGCAACAUCUUUGCCACAUCAGCCCUGCGCAGCAUGCGCUUCCUGCAGAUUCUGCGCAUGGUGCGCAUGGACCGCCGCGGCGGCACCUGGAAGCUGCUGGGCUCUGUGGUCUACGCGCACAGCAAGGAGCUGAUCACCGCCUGGUACAUUGGGUUCCUGGUGCUCAUCUUUGCCUCCUUCCUGGUCUACCUGGCCGAAAAGGAUGCCAACUCUGACUUCUCCUCUUACGCGGACUCGCUCUGGUGGGGGACGAUCACGCUGACGACCAUCGGCUAUGGUGACAAGACCCCGCACACAUGGCUGGGUAGGGUCCUGGCUGCUGGCUUCGCCUUACUGGGCAUCUCCUUCUUCGCCCUGCCUGCUGGCAUCCUAGGCUCAGGCUUCGCCCUGAAGGUUCAGGAGCAGCACCGGCAGAAGCACUUUGAGAAGCGGAGGAUGCCCGCGGCCAACCUCAUCCAGGCUGCGUGGCGCCUAUACUCCACUGAUACGAGCCGGGCCUACCUGACGGCCACCUGGUACUACUACGACAGCCUCCUGCCGUCCUUCAGAGAGCUGGCCCUCUUGUUUGAGCACGUGCAACGGGCCCGCAAUGGGGGCCUCCGGCCCCUGGAGGUGCGGCGGGCGCCGGUCCCCGAUGGAGCGCCCUCCCGUUACCCACCCGUUGCCACCUGCCACCGGCCAGGCAGCACCUCCUUCUGCCCUGGGGAAAGCAGCCGGAUGGGCAUCAAAGACCGCAUCCGCAUGGGCAGCUCCCAGCGGCGGAUGGGUCCUUCCAAGCACCACCUGGCACCUCCGCCGACACCCACCUCCCCAGGCGCCGAACAGGCGGGCGAGGGCAGCAGCCCCACCAAGGUGCAGAAAAGCUGGAGCUUCAAUGACCGCACCCGCUUCCGAGCCUCCCUGAGACUCAAACCCCGCAGCUCUGCCGAGGAGGGCCCUUCAGAAGAGGUGGUGGAAGAGAAGAGCUACCAGUGUGAGCUCACGGUGGACGAUGUCAUGCCUGCGGUGAAGACGGUCAUCCGCUCCGUCAGGAUCCUAAAGUUUCUGGUGGCCAAACGGAAAUUCAAAGAGACCCUGCGACCGUAUGAUGUGAAAGACGUCAUUGAGCAAUACUCGGCAGGGCACCUGGACAUGCUGGGCCGGAUCAAGAGUCUGCAGGCUCGGGUGGACCAGAUUGUGGGCCGGGGGUCCGCUGACCGGAAGGCCCGGGAGAAGGGCGACAAGGGACAUACUGAAGCUGAGGCGGUGGAUGAAAUCAGCAUGAUGGGGCGCGUGGUCAAGGUGGAGAAGCAGGUGCAGUCCAUCGAGCACAAGCUGGACCUGCUGCUGGGCUUCUAUUCGCGCUGCCUGCGCUCCGGCACCUCGGCCAGCCUGGGGACCGUGCAAGUGCCGCUCUUUGACCCCGACAUCACCUCAGACUACCACAGCCCUGUGGACCACGAGGACAUCUCCGUCUCGGCACAGACGCUCAGCAUCUCCCGCUCGGUCAGCACCAACAUGGACUGAGGGGCUACUCGGAAGGACGGGACGGCUUCCAGGUCCCCGCCCUCCAAGGCCUCGGACUCCUCUCUUACUUGAACUUGCUCCCCGAACUCGGGGAGAGGCCACACGCAGUAUUGAGCUGCCUGGGUGGGCGACAUGCCAGCCCCAGGAGCGCGAGAUGCCAGGCUGCACGGAGGGCACGCCCUGGGUGGGGGGUACCUUCCCUCCCUCCGUGCCCUGCACGCUCGCUCCAUCAAGGCCCAACCGCAGCUCGACUGGCCGGGGCAGCACCGUCCCUGGAGUGGAGCAGAGCGCUGGGGCCCUGGGCCCUGACUCAGCUUCCAGCUAUGCAAGGUGAGGUCUCUGGCCUGCCCUCUGGACAGAGCAGGGAAGCCCUCCCGCCAAGACCCCACCCCGCUUGGGGGUGGGCCCAAGGUGCCCCACAGUACCCACAAAGCACAGGACCCUGCCGCGUGGCAGGUGGGCACCAUAUAUGCAACUCUGUUAAAUAUGCAAUUUUGUGGACCCCCAUGGGGUCCCUUGCCCCUCCCACUGGGAGAUGGCCCCCAGCAGUAGCUGGUCUCAGGCUGCUUGGCCAGGUCCCUAUCCCCUUUGGCUUGUCACCCUGUCCCCACGCAGCAUGGGGCCUGUUUCUCCCCUGCCCACUCCCACCCCGGGCAGUGCCUGGGCUGAUCUCCUUUGCAGGCGUCACCUCCCAGGAAUUCCCUCCUGCCACUGGGUGGCCCCUGUUUUGGGCUCUCCGCUGACAGCACAAA
This is a messenger RNA of Ochotona princeps (American pika), 3825 nucleotides long. RefSeq names its product potassium voltage-gated channel subfamily Q member 4 (gene KCNQ4). Lineage: Eukaryota; Metazoa; Chordata; Mammalia; Lagomorpha; Ochotonidae. The coding region runs from base 986 to 3073 and encodes 695 amino acids. The record is from RefSeq and is a predicted model, not a curated record. Gene Ontology annotation, cellular component: membrane. Gene Ontology annotation, biological process: potassium ion transport; transmembrane transport. Gene Ontology annotation, molecular function: voltage-gated potassium channel activity. The transcript is spliced from 14 exons.